Spodoptera exigua (beet armyworm) is the source of this 681-nucleotide messenger RNA. The record is from the annotation of a GenBank genome assembly. Lineage: Eukaryota; Metazoa; Arthropoda; Insecta; Lepidoptera; Noctuidae.
AUGUUGGUCGAAGCUUGCAGUGCCGUUCUCUAUGGGGCUGUGUUCCUUAGCUUAAUCCUCAUUGACUUCAUCCUCGGCCAUGGGUUCGUGGACAUGUUUCAGAAAAUCUUCUGUAAGAUCGCUUGCUUCGUCAAGAAGACUGUUAGGGAGGAGGCGAAGAAUGUGACUGCGCUGCCAGAAAAUCCUAUAAGUCUACCUGUGCUGUUUGUAGAAAUCUUUGCUCUGAGCCUAACCAUUGCUUUUUUAAACAAGUACAAGCAAUUUCGAAGCAAGGACCGUUUUGAUGAUCUCCUUUUGGAAAGCAAAGAAGCCUUGAGACAGACCAACGAAUUCUUAGAGAAAUGGAGAUUACGACGGGUGCCUACUGAGUAUUCGUACUUGGAUGAGGAACCGCAAGAGAUCAAACCACUAAAGUUAGAAGUGCCCAUCCUUCACAUGGCUAUUAUAGAUACUUUGGGCACAACAAGAAGUCAGCCAGAAAGAGGAGAUGCAGGUGACACGGUGAACAUCAUGGAUUCAACUCUUCUCUCAGUCACAUCUCUUCUCGAUGACGAUCUAGAUUCAAUACCAGACCCACUACCUAGUGAAGAGAAAAUUGUUGAAGAGACUAAAAACAUCGAGUUUAGUAACCGAACGCUUUGGGAUGUUAUGGAAGAAGAUGCUAACAGUUUGGAAGAUUAA